GCCCGCGGGUUGAAGAAAACGUACGCAUCGAGCGAGCCGAGUAGCGUCGCGUGUAAUCAAACAAAGAAAAGCAAGAGCAAAAAAAGAAGCAAAAAGAAUACAACCAAAAAAAAAAAAGAAAAAAGCAAAGAAAAUACAAAUUACAAAAUAGAAAAUAGAAUAUACAAAACACGAAAUACAAAUGAAAUCAAAACAAAAGCCAUCGCAAUAAUUGACUCAAGGCAAACGUUAGUAAAAAAUUGUGUUCAAAAGCGGCAACAAAAAUAUGUUUUCCCAAUUGCCACGCAAAUGAGCAAACAAAUAUUUGAUUGUUCAACGUUGCCGCUGCUGCUACUGCUGCGACCACGACUGCGACUGCGAUUACUCCUGCUGCUGCUGCAAAGCAGCGAGUCUGAGUUCCAGUCCGAGUUCGAGUUUGAGUUUGAGUUCGAGUCUGUUACUGUGCCUGUGACUGUGCCAGAGACCUUCUUCUCAUCCUCGGGAGAUUUUCAUGCAAGGCGUGUGCUGCUGCAACAUCAACAGCGACAUCAACAACAACAACAACAGCAGCAACAACAGAAACAACAGCAACAAAAUCAACGCCAGCAACAACUACAACAGCAGCAAUUGUGUGUGUGUUCCUAUAAAUAUCGACAGCCACAUUCGUAUCUUGAAACAUGUGCGCGCUCGUGUGUGAGUGUUUGUUUAAUUGAAAAGUCAUCAGCGUCGCCAUCGUCAGAAUCGAGAACAAAUUGUUGGAAAAUGCAACUCAAUGCGGCCAACGAAAUCUCAGUAAACUAAAACGUCAAGUGCUGUCCAAUUCUCGUUUUCGUAAUCGCCACAAAACACAAUCGUCGUCGCUGUCGCCAAAUCGUCUGCCUCUCUCGCUAUCUCGCUGUCUCUCCGUCUACGCCGUGUGUUUUCCUUUUCGUGUUGACCGCUUGUCAGCAGGUCUCGAAUUUCAUUUCGUUUCCGGCCCCCGUAGGUAGGUCGCCAAGUCACCCAGUCGCCUGGGUCGCCUGCUCAGUCAGUCGGUCUGUCGGUCGGUCGGUCGAUUUCUCUGUCUGUCGGUCUUGUUGUUGUUACCUUUAUUUUAGUCUUUGCGACGCGUUGUUGGUGCUGUGUCUAUUGUUGUAGUUACGCCGUUUGUCUGCUAGACAUUUGUGCGCAAAAUUGAUGUCAGCAAAUCCAUGCCAACGUUCAAGACUGCAAAAAGGAAUUGUUUAAACCCUUCGACAACAUAGUGCUGCCAGCAACAACAGAUUAAAUAAUAAUAGCCACACAAACACACUCAACACACAUCCUCGUACGUGGAACGUAGAAUUUUGCCUCAAGCAACUUGGAAUUUAGAACAUGAUCAUGGAAUUGUCAUUAAUCAGGCACUAGAUUAGCAAACCACCAACCACCAGUGACAGCCAGAGCAAUAGCCGCGGCGAGAGCAAUAAAAAGCCAGAGCAACAACAGCAAAAGCAACGGCAACAUCGAACGGCAUGUGGCAACAGCAGCACUGAAAGCGAUACUGAGAGAGAGAAGUAGCCAGUGAGCCAUUUGUGGUAGCGGUAGCAACGCCAACUGUUAAGACCUAACCCGUGAGCAGGUUGCGUGCUGCUGUAAAGCGGCACCAUUGCUGCCAUUAAAAUAGACGCCGCAGCGCAACAGCAACGCUGCCGUCGUCACAAUCAACGCCAGCGCCAACAUCAUCCACAUCAUCGCCAUCGCAGACGACGACGGCGCAUUCAAACAUUUCGCUUUGGCGUGUUGGGCGUGGACGUAGGCGUAGGCGUGGACGUGGGCGUAGGCGUGAGCGAAGGCAUUGCCAGCAAUUGCUUGACGAGAGACGACUGCAACAACAACAUCCCCAGCAACAGCAGCAUCAACAACAACAACAACAGCCACACCAACAUCAACUACAACGACGACAGCAUUGCGAUAGCAGCAAUUUCUGCAACAGCAACAACGCAACAUCCCAAAUUCGAGCAUCAACGACGACGGCGGCAUUACGACGGCCUGUCACUUAUAGGCAAUGCAACGCUCUGCGCAGCAACGGGUUGGACCUGGCCUAAGAUGGGUAGCGUGCUAUUCGCAGCUGUAUUCAUAGCAUUACACUUUGCCACCGGCGGCCUGGCCAACCCAGAUGCGAAGCGUCUGUACGACGAUCUGCUGAGCAACUACAAUCGACUCAUACGACCCGUGGGCAAUAACUCGGAUCGUCUGACGGUCAAGAUGGGACUGCGGCUGUCACAGUUAAUCGAUGUGAAUUUAAAAAAUCAAAUUAUGACAACCAAUGUGUGGGUGGAGCAGGAAUGGAACGACUACAAAUUGAAAUGGAAUCCUGACGAUUAUGGUGGUGUUGAUACACUGCAUGUGCCCUCUGAGCACAUAUGGCUGCCGGAUAUUGUGCUGUAUAACAAUGCCGAUGGCAACUAUGAAGUGACAAUAAUGACUAAAGCAAUUCUACACCACACGGGCAAAGUCGUUUGGAAGCCACCCGCCAUUUAUAAAUCGUUUUGCGAAAUUGAUGUCGAAUAUUUUCCAUUCGAUGAGCAGACAUGUUUCAUGAAGUUCGGCUCAUGGACAUACGAUGGUUACAUGGUUGACUUGCGGCAUCUGAAGCAAACUGCAGACUCGGACAACAUCGAGGUGGGCAUCGAUCUGCAGGAUUAUUAUAUAUCCGUCGAGUGGGAUAUUAUGCGAGUGCCCGCAGUGCGGAACGAAAAGUUCUACAGCUGCUGUGAAGAACCGUAUCUGGACAUUGUGUUCAAUCUGACGCUUAGGCGAAAGACACUCUUCUACACGGUCAAUCUGAUCAUACCCUGUGUGGGCAUAUCGUUCCUCUCUGUGCUUGUCUUCUAUCUGCCCAGUGAUUCCGGCGAGAAGAUCUCACUUUGUAUCAGUAUUUUGCUAUCGUUGACUGUGUUUUUUCUGCUGCUCGCCGAAAUUAUUCCGCCGACAUCGCUGACAGUGCCGCUGCUGGGGAAAUAUCUCCUCUUUACUAUGAUGCUCGUCACGCUGUCUGUUGUGGUAACCAUUGCGGUGCUCAAUGUUAACUUUAGAUCGCCAGUGACGCAUCGCAUGGCGCCUUGGGUGCAACGUGUCUUCAUACAAAUCCUGCCGAAGCUGCUCUGCAUAGAGCGGCCCAAAAAGGAGGAUCCCGAAGAGGAUCAGCCGCCCGAGGUGCUGACGGAUGUCUUUCAUUUGCCGCCGGACGUCGACAAAUUUGUCAACUACGACACAAAACGUUUCAGCGGUGACUAUGGCAUACCAGUUCUACCCGCCUCGCAUCGCUUCGACUUGGCGGCAGCGGGCGGUAUAGCCGCCCAUUGCUUUGGUGAUCCACCUCUGCCCUCCUCUCUGCCACUGCCAGGCGCUGACGAUGAUCUAUUUAGUCCAUCUGGUCUUAAUGGCGACAUCAGUCCCGGCUGUUGUCCAGCUGCCGCGGCCGCUGCAGCUGCUGCCGCCGCCGCCGAUCUCAGUCCCACAUUUGAGAGGCCCUAUGCAAGGGAAAUGGAGAAGACCAUCGAGGGCUCUCGCUUCAUAGCGCAGCAUGUGAAAAACAAAGAUAAAUUCGAAAGUGUGGAGGAAGAUUGGAAAUACGUUGCCAUGGUAUUGGAUCGUAUGUUUCUUUGGAUUUUCGCAAUCGCUUGCGUGGUCGGCACAGCGCUAAUUAUAUUGCAAGCGCCUAGUUUGUACGAUCAAUCGCAGCCGAUUGAUAUAUUAUAUUCGAAAAUUGCCAAAAAGAAAUUCGAACUGCUCAAAAUGGGCAGUGAAAACUCCUUAUAGCGACCACUUGGGUUCGCAGCGGGCUGGUGGAAUUUAAUCAUCAGCUCGUUGCGAGCCCUGUUCGCCGCCCGGGACGAUGAUCGUGGAUAAUAUACAAUGAGCAACACCAUGAGCAUAUCAUCAGCGUUAUACAACACUAACAGCAGCAGCAACAGCAUCAACAGCGAUAGUGUCAAUACUAGUAGUAUCAGUACUAAUUCCGAUAACAAUAAUGAUAACGAAGUGAUGAGCAGCUCAUGGAGCCCAUUGUAAACAUUUGCGGAGCGAAGCGAACAUUGGAAACAUUAAACAUAAAAGCAAAACAAAAACUACGAUUAAUCAAGCAAGUGCAAGUUUUGGAGCAGUUGAUCAAAAUAUGUAUGUAAAGUAAUUCAAAACAAGUACUGUAGUGCUGCAUAACGUAAAAAUAAACGUUAAUAACUGUGUCGUCAACAAAAUCAACUAAUACAUAGGUGCGACAUGGUCAAAGGCUGGCAAAACCAGUUGAAGUGGAAAGUUUAGUUAGUAAUUUUUGAUAGAUGUCUGGAUGAUUGUGUAGGUGUUGGGAUGGUUGUGCAGUGUUGCACAAUGUGGCAGCGCCAGUGUGGUAAAAAAUAGUUUUUUUGUAAGUUAUAUUGAAUUUUUGAGCGCCAAAAAGUUCCUUGUUGAUUUUAAGUUCUAAAGUUUCACAAAAUAGAACAACAACAAACACACAUAACAAAAAAUGUUUUAAAACGGCAUUUUAAAGUUAUUAACAAAAACCAAAUUGUAUUGACUGCAUGUGUUCAGUGUGUUUCAAUGUGUAUGUGAGAGUGUUACUUUGUAUGUGUGUGCGUGAAUGAAGUUAAUGUAAUCAAUUUUAAUUAUUUGUCUAUUUGUGCAUAUUUUUCUGAUUAUUUUAAGCAAACCACAAAAAAAAAACCGAAAGAAAACAAUUUGCAAAAUGCAUUGCAUAUUAUUAAAAAUAAAAAACAAACUGGUUUUAGCACUAGUUAUGCCUAAAUCAUAAGUAACUAAAUUAUAUGACAUCUAUACUUAAUUAAUACAUAAGUCUUAAUUAGUCUUAGCUAAGCUACAUACAUUUUAAGCAAAUUUAAAUAAUAUUAACAUUAACAUUAAUAUUACAAAACAAAUACCAAAAAGUUCGCCUCAAGGCAACUUGGUCAAAUGAAGCGCGAAAUUCUGAAAUAAAUUUAGUUAAAUGUUGGUAAACAAACAUCAAAUUUUUAAGCUCACACAUUUUUACUACAACAAAUACACACUCAUAUUACCAUUUGUAUAUCUAACAAGAGUAUAUAUGAAAACAUUAAUACAUAUAUAAUUACAAAAUAUUUAGAUAUUUAAAAAUCACAAAAGUCUAAACAAUUUAAUUAAGAAUACUCACAAAAUAACAGCAAACAAAAACCUUAAAAAAAAAUUCAACCAAAGGAAAUGGCUCAUUGUUAUAUUGUGCUCUAUUCGUUUAUGUAAUUUUUAACAAGUUUAUUGAAGUAUAAAACAUGAAUUCAAUUAGCACUUAUCUCUGAUCAUCUGAACAAGUUUGUCAACAAAAACUCUAUCAGUUAAAAGCCAUUAAUCAAUGCUCAAACUAAGUGAUUAUCUAUAUUGUUGAUUGCAGAGAAAGUAUUUCCUUUUCUGUGAAACUCGUUUUUAACGUGCCAAAAGACUAUUAAUCAAUAUUAUUUGACUUCUUACAGGGUAUACCCACUUCGAAAUCUUCCCCACAAAAAAGAGAACUUUGCAUAUUAGCUGUUAAAACAUACUUACAGCAUUUUAGAUGCAAUGUGCAAGUAAUGUACUUAAACAAUAAAAAUUGUUUCUUAAGGGUUUUGAGCCAUUCUUAAAAUUUGAUUAUGUUUUGAAUUGCGUGUGCCAUUCUGUUCUGACUGUUAAUUAAGCAUUUCGCAGAUCCAAAGGUUCACUUGCAGUUUGAAAACUUUUUAAUGGCCUGCAGCUGAAGAGAGAAAAGGGAAAUUGGCAUGCUGCUGGCCAUUUUAGAGGUCUGUGCUGUGGGCAGGGAAAACACCUCAAAGUUAAACGACUUGGGCUAUCUAAAUGCACCACAAGGGUUUUCUUAAAUAUUUUCAUUUAAUUGAUUUUUAAAGUUUUGCCACUGUUACAGACAAGAAAACUAAAAAAAAAAUAAUUUUAAAAAUCGCGAAUACCACAGGGUGGCUGCAAGCGCCAUAGAGUAUGUAACAAAUUAAGUGAGGAAUGCAAUUCACAUUGCGCAUGUGUUUGUAUGGGUAAGGGAGAAUGCAAAUAUGAAAGUAUGUGUGUGUGCGUGUGUGUGUAAGCAGUAAGCGAAUAAUAAACGAAAAAUAAACAUAAUUCGCACAACUUUCAUGCAAAUGCCAGAAAAGAGGAAAAACAUAAACGAAAUCUACCAAAACUAUUAGCAAGGAAUGCCGCGACAACUCUGCUCAGAGUUGUCAAGCUGUUGUGCUGUUUAUAAUUGCGAUGAUUGUUUUUGUUCUUUAUGCUGGUCCUCGGCUCUCGGAGUGCGUUUGUUUUAGCAUUUUGUAUUGGUGUGUGUGUGUGUGUGUGUGUGUGUGUGUGUGUGUGUGUGUGUGUGUGUGUGUGUGUGUGUGUGUGUGUGUGUGUGUGUGUGUGUGUGUGUGUGUGUGUGUGUGUGUGUGUGUGUGAAGUGGCAAAAGUUUAAUUAAAAUUCCAAAUCGAAAAUAUUCAGCAUUUGCGAAUCUGAAUUAAUUAAAAUAGUUUGCCGAGACAUCAAAUGCACCAGAACAAAGGCACGACAGUGUUUAAAUUAUACAGACGCAUGGAUUAUUUAUUCUGUGAGUGGUACGUAGAUGAGUUAAAAUUGUUUUGCAACUCAUUUAUCCUGUGUCUAACAAGACACUUGAAAGUUGCUGCAACUAUGUGUGUGUCAAUUGCCUCUCAUUCAACAUUUUAAUAAUUUCAUAUAUUCAGUACCAAUUUAAUUGUAUUCUAUUGUUCUGAUUUCAAUAAAUUUAAAUAGAAAUACACAGAUUUUGUUUCGAGCUAUCAUAUGCAGUUUCCAUUGUCCAGAGGCUAUUUGUUUGGAAGUGCUAAAAGGAAUCAGUGUUAAUUGCAUAAACGAAUAGCGUAGCACGCAAACAGAAUAACAAACACAAACACCCACGAAACCCACAAAAAUAAUAACAGCAAUAACGUGACAGUAACAGACACACAUUUACACAUAAAUAUAAAACAAUAUUUAAAACGAAAAAAAUAAAUAAAUAGCAGCGCCAAUCUGGUGUAUUAAAAUGUAAAGUGCAUAAAAAUCAACAGUUAACAUUUUUUAAAUAUUUAGCUAUUAAAUUAACGUAAACUAAAUGUAAAAGAAAUAUCAUAAAAAAAUUAUAAUUAAAACAAAAAAAUUGCUAAGCAUUUAAACACACGAAUACGAAUACAAAAAAACUAAUACCAAUAUGAAAACGAAAACAAAUACAACUACAUACAUACAUAUACACACACUCAACCACAGCAACAGCAACCCAUAAUAAAAUAUGAUAAUUGUAUAUUGAAUAAUUACAUCAAAUAUUAAAAGUAUUUAACUGAGCUUAUAAAAUUAAAAACAAAAAAACAAACCAAUUAAUAAAUAAAUUAAAAUGCCAACAGAAAUGAGGAAAAACUAUUUGACAACUGUCUCGACUUCCGUUAUGAAAAGCAUAUAAAUAAAAAGUCUGAAAAAUAUAUAUACACACACAUUACGAGUAUAUACUUAAAUGCAUACAUAUAUAAUAUAAAAUAAAUGCCAAACAUUCACAUACACAAAGUGUAUAUACUUAAAACACAAGCCGAUUUAACUGGUCCGAAUGAGAAACAAAAUGCAACAUCGCAAGUAAUGUGCUUGAAAUAUGCACAGAUAAAUUCUAUUGGCUAACAACAAGAUAAAUAGCAUCACAAUCAAUCAGCAACACACAGGACUAUUCUGAAUUUCAUUUUCAAAAAAGUGUUUUGUAAAUCAAUUAAAGUGAAGUAUAGCUAAUGCUUUCGAUUCAUCAUAGAUCAAGAAAAAUGCAACUGUUUCGAAAGUGAAAUUCAAAAUGACGAUGUCAAUAAGUGCGUAUAUCUUAAAUAAUAUUCCUGCGACAAUUAAAACGAGACACCCGUAACUUGUUUGUAAAUAGAACGAAACUCUUGGAAAAAAAAUAAAUUCUUAUUUUAUUACCUUUGAAUUGUAUAUGACAAUUAAUUGUAUAAAGUUAAUACACACCACAUUUACAAAAGCGUUCUUAACCCGAAUGUGUAGUGUAUAAGGCUUGCUUGCUUUGUUCCAUGUGUGCAUUUCUAAGAUAAUUUUCGACACUAUUUGGUUGCUGUGUGUUUGGCAUGGCCACCUGCCUCUGAGGUACAUCGCGAUUGGUCCUCAUGCCAAGCACAUUCUGAUUUACCUACACCUAGAACAAUUUAAUGUUUAAAUAGCAAAUGAAAGAAAACAACAUUUUAGCUAAGCAACUUUUUGUUAUAGUUUUAGACAAUCAACUUAAAACAUUAUUUAUAAAUCAAAAUGAAAAAAAAAUUAAAAAUAAAAAAAAAACAAUGACAAGUAAAUGGCGUAACUUUUCUGUGAAUAAAUUUAACUUAACGUAAAUGCAUAUUUAAAUUACAAUCGCAUCUGAAUUGUGUAUAGAAAAAAAGAACUAUUAAGUGGGCUUUAAAAAUUUGUUGAAUUUAAAGCCACAAUUAAUCGUAAAUUAAUAACAAAUUACACAAAAAAGAAAAAAAACAAGAGAAAAUAAUCGAUAGGAAGUAAAAGCAAAAUUAAAUUUCAACUACCAUUUUUGUAAAUUGUUUCACUUGGGAAAAUCGACACGCUAAAAAAACAAAACAUUAAUGAAAAACCAAAAAAAAAGAAAGAAGAAAAAAACAAAUUACAUAAAUAAAUAAUAUAACAAGAACGUACCAACUAUGCAAACUCGAAGGCAAUUCGAGGAAAAGUCAAAUACAUAGACGUGUAUAUGCUCUCAUUGGUUGUGUUUUUAGGUUAUAAUCAAACAGGCUUGUGCGUGUGUGUGCGUGUAUGUGUGUACAUGUAUGCGCAAGCACAAGCAAACAAUCGGUCAUUCAAUCAGUCAGUCAGUUAGUCAGUCGGUUAGUCGGUCAGUCGAUCAUUCAGUACAAUUCGAAUUCAUAAUUGUACAGUUCAUUUGCACAUUCAAAAUAUAACUUAUGUAUGUAAUUAAUUACGAAAAUUAAAUUAAACAAUGAACAAAAUGAACACACAUCGUGUUUAAGUGUAAAUUAUGCCAAUAAUGUCAAACAUUUUCAAUUUGCCUUUUUAAAACGCGUUUUACUUUUACGUUUUAGGUUAUAGCUAAAGGUUUAAAGGGCUUCAUGUGAAAAAAAACUAAAAACCAAAAAAAAAUAGAAACACAAAAAUUCAACAGAAAAAACCAAUUGAAAAA
Molecule: messenger RNA, 9131 nt
Organism: Drosophila nasuta
Lineage: Eukaryota; Metazoa; Arthropoda; Insecta; Diptera; Drosophilidae
Gene: nAChRalpha1
Product: nicotinic acetylcholine receptor alpha1
Exons: 10
Coding region: 2044-3759 (571 amino acids)
Biological process (GO): monoatomic ion transmembrane transport
Cellular component (GO): postsynaptic membrane
Molecular function (GO): acetylcholine-gated monoatomic cation-selective channel activity; transmembrane signaling receptor activity
Source: RefSeq, a predicted model, not a curated record